AUGAUAAUGACUGGUGAAAUGGAUGGGGAAAAUCACUCUGUGGUAACGGAAUUUGUGAUGCUGGAACUGUCUGCUUCUUGGGAGAUGAAUAUUCUCCUUUUCUUGUUUUUCUUUUCAUUCUAUGUGGGAAUUGUGCUGGGAAACCUCUUCAUUGUGUUCACUGUGACUUUUGACAACAAUCUACACUCCCCCAUGUACUUCUUGCUGGCCAACCUAUCCCUCACUGACUUUGGUCUAUCUACUACAACAGUCCCGAGGAUGAUCAUCGACAUUUUCAGUGAACAUAAGGUCAUCUCUUUCCUGGAGUGCAUGAUACAGAUGUUUUUUAUUCAUGUCAUGGGAGGAACUGAGUUGGUGCUAUUAAUAGCCAUGGCCUAUGAUAGAUACACAGCUAUUUGUAAGCCUCUACAUUACCUGAUUAUUAUGAACCGCAAAGCAUGCAUUCGGUUUGCAGUUGUUGCCUGGGUGAUUGGCAUACUCCAUUCCAUUUCUCAGUUUGUUUUUGUUAUAGAUUUGCCCUUCUGUGGCCCUAACAAGCUUGAAAGCUUUUACUGUGAUUUCCCCCAGGUUGCAAAACUUGCAUGUAGAGAUACUUCCAGGGUGGUAUUUACGAUGACUUUAAACAAUGGACUUGUCACCAUGGGCACCUUCUUCCUCCUUAUCAUCUCCUAUAUCAUUAUUCUAAUUACUGUCAGACAUCACUCUUCAGUUGGUUUGUCCAAGGCUUUUUCCACUCUCUCAGCUCACAUAUCUGUAGUGUUCUUGUUUUUUGCUCCAUGUUUCUUUGUUUAUGUGUGGCAAGUUCCCACAUUGUCCUUGGAUAAAUUUUUGCUUAUUUUUAUCUUUCUUAUAACACCCCUCCUGAAUCCUGCCAUAUAUACAUUAAGGAACAAAGACAUGAAGAUGGCAGUGAAAAGACUUAUUAAUAAGAUAGCUGGUUCUAGAGAAUUAUCAUGA
Molecule: messenger RNA, 957 nt
Organism: Monodelphis domestica (gray short-tailed opossum)
Lineage: Eukaryota; Metazoa; Chordata; Mammalia; Didelphimorphia; Didelphidae
Product: olfactory receptor 4F15-like
Biological process (GO): G protein-coupled receptor signaling pathway
Cellular component (GO): membrane
Molecular function (GO): G protein-coupled receptor activity; olfactory receptor activity
Source: RefSeq, a predicted model, not a curated record